Quercus lobata is the source of this 3342-nucleotide messenger RNA. RefSeq names its product auxin response factor 2-like. The coding region runs from base 368 to 2554 and encodes 728 amino acids. The record is from RefSeq and is a predicted model, not a curated record. Gene Ontology annotation, molecular function: DNA binding. Gene Ontology annotation, cellular component: nucleus. Gene Ontology annotation, biological process: regulation of DNA-templated transcription; response to hormone. The transcript is spliced from 15 exons. Lineage: Eukaryota; Viridiplantae; Streptophyta; Magnoliopsida; Fagales; Fagaceae.
UUGCACAAAACACAGAAUCUGACGCAGCAUUGAGAGUCACACACACAAACACAGUACCACUCUUUCACAGAGAGAGAGAGAGAGAGACCACACCACUGAAACAGUACGAAUAGUAAUGGCAGCGACUAGCAGUAAUAUUUCAGAAAUGGUUUCUGAAGAGUCAGAGAAAAAGGACGCGGAUGAUGAUGCAACUAAAGCCAAAAGGAUCGCAAAAAGUGAUUGCUCCUGAAUCCACCAGAUUCAUAUUCCUUUUUUUUUCUUCUUCGCUCUGAAACUUUUUAUUAUUACCUAUUAGACUCUUUUUUUUAUGGUGACGAUCAAUAUCAAUAUCAAUAUCAGUUGCUGUUGAAUUUUCUUCGAGAGAAAAAUGGCUUCUUCGAGUUUUCCUGUCACCGAUUCAGAGGAUGCGAUAUACAAGGAGCUAUGGCAUGCUUGUGCCGGACCUUUGGUUACUGUUCCUCGUCAAGGAGAACUCGUUUUCUAUUUUCCUCAAGGCCAUAUCGAACAGGUUGAGGCGACGACGAAUCAAGUGUCUGAGCAACAAUUGCCAGCGUAUGAUCUUCCUUCUAAAAUCCUAUGUCGCGUGCUCAAUCUUCAAUUGAAGGCUGAGGUAGACACUGAUGAAGUGUAUGCGCAAGUGACUUUGGUUCCUCAUCACCAACAAGAUGAGAAUUUGGUGGAGAAGGAGGUUGUGGCUCCUUCCCCUCCUCGGCCUUGUGUGCAUUCCUUUUGUAAGACACUUACGGCAUCAGAUACGAGCACUCAUGGUGGUUUCUCCGUGUUGAGACGCCAUGCCGAUGAAUGCCUGCCUCCGCUGGACAUGUCCAAGCAACCUCCCACUCAGGAGUUAAUUACCAAGGAUUUGCAUGGAAAUGAGUGGCGUUUUCGCCAUAUUUUUCGAGGUCAACCAAAGAGGCAUCUUCUUCAAAGUGGCUGGAGCCUCUUCGUCAGCUCCAAAAAGCUUGUUGCCGGGGAUGCUUUUAUCUUCCUCAGAGAUGAAACUGGGGAACUUCGUGUUGGGGUAAGAAAAGCUAUGAGUCCUUCAAUCAAUGUUCCAUCUUCUGUCAUAUCUAGUCACAGCAUGCAUAUUGCUGUCCUGGCAACAGCAUGGCAUGCCGUUAAAUCGAAUACAAUGUUCAUCGUCUACUACAAACCAAGGACUAGCCCUGCUGAGUUUAUAGUUCCCUUUGAUAAAUAUAUGGAGUCUGUCAAGAUCAACUACUCUAUAGGGAUGAGGUUUAAGAUGAGGUUUGAAGGUGAGGCAGCUCCAGAACAAAGGUUCUCAGGCACAGUUAUUGGAACUGAGGAUGCUAACCCCAUUAGGUGGCCUGGGUCAAAAUGGAGAUGCCUGAAGGUUCAAUGGGAUGAAAAACCUUCUGCUGAUCGUCCAGAGAGAGUUUCCCCUUGGAAAAUAGAACUUGCUUCGACUCCCACUCUAGAUACCCAUCCUGUGUGCCGACCGAAGAGGUCUCGUGUAAACAUGGCACCAUCAUCUACUGAUUCCUUUGUUUCUACAAGGGAAGAUUUGUCUAAAAAUAAUACAGACCCUUCACCAGAUAAAGGGUUAUUAAGGACUGUGCAAGGUCAAGCAAUCUCAACCAUUGGAGGUGUCUUUGCUGAGCAUAAUGACUCAGACACUGCUCAAAACCCUGCUUUACGGAUUCAAUCACAAGGUUCUCAUAACUUGCACGAAUCAUAUGGGUUCAACUGGUCGUUUAUUGAUCAAAAUCCUGAAAAUGCUGACCAAUUGAAGAAGCAUGUUUUAGAUCAGGAUCAAAGAUCCAACUUCCCAGGAUGUUCACAGUCCAUGAUGCAUCCCUUCAAUAACAUGUUGAAACGCAGCAUGAAGCUUCCUGCAGCAGCAACAGUUGACCAGCAUCCAGGAAGCGAGUUGUUUCCUCUUCUGUCAACAACAAAUAUGGAGGAUACUCCUUGUCCAUCAAUGCUGAAAUCACAACCUCUACUUUUCCAAAAUGAAAUUUUAAAAUCUAAAGGAGAUGACAAUUGUAAACUCUUUGGUAUAUCCCUUAUUAGUAAUCAUAAGGCAACAGAACCAGCCAUGCUACAUGCUGAUUUUAUGCAUAGGCCACAAAGGCAAAUUGCUUGUUCGUCAUACCAGCUGCAAGAUUUGGUAUCCAACCCACAGUCACAGCAAGCAGAGUGUGCAAAGCCUGCAGAGAUAAAAAUUAGAGAUGAUGAAUGGGGGAAGCCUUUUCAAGCUUUAGAGCAGCUUUCUAGGAAUUUCCACCGCAGGCUUCAGGGCAGUCCCACCAGAACUUGCAUCAAGGUUCAUAAGCAAGGGGAUGCAGUUGGGCGGUCUUUGGAACUUACUAAGUUUGAUGGCUACAAUGAAUUGAUAGCAGAGUUGGAUCAUAUUUUUGAAUUUAAUGGUGAAUUAAUUGCGCCCAACAAGAAGUGGCUGGUAGUUUUUACUGAUAAUGACGGUGAUUUGAUGCUUGUUGGAGAUGAUCCCUGGCAAGAAUUUUGUAGCAUGGCCCAAGAUAUCUCUGUCUACACUCGAGAGGAGGUACAGAAGAUGCAUCCACGAUCCUAGAAUCCAAAAUUCAAUGAAAGCUCAUCAGUUACAGACCACAAGAUGGGUUCAAAGUAAGUUGAUUGAUUGACAGUUUUGGGACUGAGUCCUAAAACAGGUUUGGUCCUACCUUUUCAUGGCCAUCGAUAAGCUUAGAGUGCAUAACUCUAGUUUUGUUGAUAAUACCUUAUAGAAUGUUGUCCUUCCAAAUAACUCACCCAUUGAAAGUUUGGUUAAGCUCUUAAAGUUAACCAGAAUUUUUCUUCCUUCACUAUAAAAGAGAAGAGAAGGGGGUGGGGGGAGUUUGCAAAGUUGAGGAGGUUAUCUAAAUGGAAAUUGUUCCAGUUGAUUUCGCUGAGUAGAGAAGGUUUUCUAAGUAGGUUGCAAGAGUUGAUCCGAGUCGAUUUCACGUAUUUUCAAAAGUGUGUAUUGGGCGUGGGGGGGGGGGGGGGGGGAGCUUUUUCAUGCAUAUUCUUGGACUCAGAUUGUUAAUGUUGGGAUGUACUUGCACUAUCAGGCAGCUUUGAAGCCCAUAUAUUUGGCAAUCUAUGCAUGGCAGUAUACUAUUUAGUCAUUGGAGAGAGAUAUUUUAAAUUGGUAAGUUAAGGAAACUUGCCGUAUUUGAUGUAAAGAAGUUUUCACAUUCUGAAUCUGCCAUGUAUUAACUAGGAAUUGCUUAUACUUUCACGUUCAAGUAAUAGUGUAGGCAAGAGGAAGAAAGUAGUUUAGAUCUUUGUAAUGAUCUUUUUGCCGGUCCAACCCUUGUUUUUUCUUCCCUCUGAUGAUUAAUUAAUACUUGGAUUCUUAAA